AGAAGAAGUCCCGCCCACAUCCGGAGGGGAAACCCCAGAAAAAACAAUAGUCACAUAUUCUGUUCAUGCGGAAAACAAUUCAUCGCUCUCCAUUGUCACUUCCAUCUGCUAGCAAACAACCGAAAAAUGCAAAGCUGCGGUGUGGUGGAAUGCACUACCAACAGGGCUAAGUCCUCCCCUGCAGAGAGUCAGUCCCUGCCUGAACCUACCAUGGCUCCCGCCCCAGAACCAGUCCAUGCAGCAAUCCCCAUUCCACGCAAUGAGGACAAGUGUGACACACAGAACCAGGGUCUUUCUGGGUCAGAAGCUGCUGGGACAGCGCAGAAGGAGGACGUGCUGGUGACUGAGUCCAAGGUGGUGGAGAUUACGCUCAUGGGAUUCGAGAGGGAGAAAGUGGUGGCGGCUCUCGAAGCAAGCUUCGGCAACUCUGAGCGUGCCGUGGAGUACCUUCUCGAGGGGUUUCCCAGCCAACCAGUUCAGGAGAGCAGACCUUCAGACAGGUAUUCUGUAGGUGCAGACACUCAGACUACUGAUGAGGGACCCUCUGAGGAAUGCUCACCAGAUGACACACCACAGGAGAAGCCAUAGAGCGAGUGAGAAGGGUUAAAAGCACUGGGAUUUUCAGAAGAGCAGGUGAUUCGGGCAUGCUUUGCUUAUGAGAAGAAUGACAAUAUGACUGCCAACUUUCUGCUGGACCAGAACUCCAAGGAUGAUUGAGACCCAAACUCCAACUCUCCUCCUGUCUUCAGCUGAAGCUCCAUGACUGGAGACAUUACUAUUUAAUAUAGACAGGUUGAAAAAUGUAACCGACAUUAUGGAAGAUGUUUUGAGCAGAGGGUAGAUUGUUGUGAGGAUACAAUAAGGCAGGGACGAAUCAAUUUUAAAAAUUAAGUGUGUAUAAUAUAUAUAUAUAUAUAUAUGUAUACACACACACAGUUGCAAUCAAAAUUAUUCAACCCCUCUAACCCAUAAGAUGUCUUUGUGAUGUGAAUAAAAUUUCUUGACAAUGUAUCAACUAAGGCCCUUGUGAACAGAAAUACAUGUUUAUUAGAAAAUGUUCAAGUGAUUUUGAAAACAUACAGCUGAGUUUAUUAUUUGUUAUAAGGAAAAAAUGAAAUUCUCUCCAAAAAAACCAAGGACCAAAUUAUUCAACCCCCAAAAUCAGUACUUUGUGGAACAUCCUUUAGCUUUUAUGACUUCCAAUAAACGCUUCCUAUACGUGCUCACAAGCCUCUGACACCUCUCAUUUGGAAUCUUGGCCCAUUCUUCCUGUGCAAAUGCUUCAAGUUCACCGAUAUUCUUUGGUUUUUGUGAUGCCACUGCUUUCUUGUUUCUUUCAAACACUCCCCUCCGGCAGGAGGCUGCAGUCCAUCAGGACCAGUACUUACUCUAACACUUUGUCCCCUUGCACUAUUUCUUCACUAUAUAUUUAUUGUUUACUGUUUGCACUAUGUUUAUGUUAUUGCACUAUGUUUAUUUUAUUUCAUUUCAUUUCAUUUUAUUUAUUUUAAUUUAAUGUUCAAUGUUAUGCAUCACCAGACCAAAACAAAUUCCUUGUAUGUGAAAACCUACUUGGCAAUAAAACCUGAUUCUGAUUCUGA
Messenger RNA from Anguilla rostrata (American eel), 1601 nucleotides. It is a transcript of the gene rad23aa, whose product is annotated as RAD23 homolog A, nucleotide excision repair protein a. The record is from RefSeq and is a predicted model, not a curated record. The transcript has 7 exons. Gene Ontology annotation, molecular function: protein binding. Lineage: Eukaryota; Metazoa; Chordata; Actinopteri; Anguilliformes; Anguillidae. Bases 127 to 588 code for a protein of 153 amino acids.